This is a messenger RNA of Plasmodium falciparum 3D7, 1179 nucleotides long. RefSeq names its product putative transcription initiation factor IIE subunit alpha. NCBI's taxonomy places the organism in Eukaryota, Apicomplexa, Aconoidasida, Haemosporida, Plasmodiidae. The record is from RefSeq and is a predicted model, not a curated record. Gene Ontology annotation, biological process: DNA-templated transcription; regulation of DNA-templated transcription.
AUGGAGAACAGUAAAGAUAUUUUUUAUGAUAAGGAAAAAAAAUUUUUUCAAUAUCUGAUGAUAUAUAUUAGUAGAUUUUUUAUGAGUGAUGAAGAAAUAGUUAUCUUUGAUUUGUUUAUUAAUAACGAAUGUCUAUAUUUAGAAAAGGAUAUUGUUAAUAACAUUAAUAUGAAUGAACAAAAGAUAAGAAGUAUCCUAUCUAAAUUAUUAAAAGAUAAAUUCAUUAUAGAAAUACAAAAAUAUAAAAAUAAUGAAAAGGGAACCAACUUUCAAACCUUUUAUUGUUUAAAUAACUACAUAGUCUAUGUACUAGAUUUUAGGAUUAAACAAAUGGAAAAUGAAUUGCAAAAAAAAAAAAAUGAAAGUGAUAUUUAUAUUUGUAAUUUUUGUAAUGCCACAUAUUCUCAGCUAGACGCUCAGAUACUUCCCUUAGAUUCUUACGACGCUCAUUUUCUGUGUUACUGUAAUAAUAAAAUAGAGUUAAUCGAAAAUGACGAUCACAAUGAUGAAAAAAUCUACAACAAAUACACCAAAUAUCUUAACAUUUUAAAAGAACAUAUAGAAAAACUAAAAAAUUAUUUCAUCCCUUUAUAUACUGAAAAAUUCAGUAAAAAAAAUGUAAACUCCAAUUCUUUCUUUUUUGAACGAUCCUCUGAUGAAUCCUUUACAAAUAAUUCUUCUGAGGUGUCCAUGACAAAUAACUCAUCACUAAUUUCACAAAGUCAACUUAAUAAAGUUGUGGAUGGAGGGAAAAGAAAAAAAGACGAUGGCCUUACGGACACGUGUAGUAGUAGCAUUUUGAAAAAGGACAAGAAGAUAAAAAUAUGUAUGAAUGUUAAAAGUAAGAAGAGUGUAAGUAAACAUGUGGAACAUGAGGAUCCUACAAAAAAUGUAAGAAAGAAUAGUAAUGCAAAGGUUGAGGAUUUUAUAAGUAAAGAGAAAGAAAGGAAAAAUAAACAAAAUGAAAAAAUGGCUCAACAGAAUGUUUCUAAAAGUAAUGAAAACGCAAAACAGUUAGAAGAAGAACAAAUGCUUGAACCUGAGUUGCCAUUUUUUUAUGUCAAGAAAUAUAACAAGAGAUUCUCCCUUUUAGAUGCUCAAAAACUACAACAAGACAUGACACAAGAAGAAUUUGAGAAUUUUAUGGAAUUACAAGAAACGUAUCUAGAUCAACUUUGA